CUCUGCCUGGGUGUCUCCCUCUCUCAGUGUGUGUGUCUCUCUGUCUGUUUUCACACUCUCCUCCCCAUUCGAGCAAGGCCCACACCUGGCGCAUCACUGCCGAGCCAUUAGCUGCGGGUCUCCUUUCAUCUUCGCUGUGGCAGACGUUUCUAUUUAUCCACUUGCGCUCGCCGAGUGGCGUCACCAGCGGUACUGUAAUGACGAUUGCAGCAGGAGGAUGACAGCUUAGAAAGAAGAGGGCAAUGGGGCUUCCUCCCAGAGGCGGUGCGGCACAGAGGAGCGCUCGCAUCACAAGGUGACCCUAGCUCCCCACCGCCACCGCCGCGGUCGCGGUACGGACCUCGCUCCAGCCGCUCUGCGCGGUCCCAGUAAUCCGGCCUCUCUUUCUCCCUCUUGCAACCAAGAUCCGUCCGGCCGCUGGAGACCCAGGGAGCCGGGGUUAGGAAUUCACUUGGGGCUUUCCCCUCCCCUACCGGAGAGCCCCGGGAUGGAGAGCCGAAAGGACAUGGUUGUGUUUCUGGAUGGGGGUCAGCUUGGCACUCUGGUUGGCAAGAGGGUCUCCAAUUUGUCCGAAGCCGUGGGCAGCCCGCUGCCGGAGCCGCCCGAGAAGAUGGUGCCCCGUGGUUGCCUGAGCCCUCGGGCCGUCCCUCCGGCCACCCGGGAGCGCGGCGGGGGAGGCCCGGAGGAGGAGCCGGUAGAUGGACUCGCAGGCAGCGCGGCGGGGCCGGGCGCCGAGCCCCGGGUAGCCGGGGCCGCCAUGCUUGGCCCGGGACCCCCGGCCCCCUCCGUCGACAGCCUCUCCGGCCAGGGGCAACCCAGUAGCUCGGACACCGAGUCGGAUUUCUAUGAAGAAAUCGAGCCUCCUUCCCACAACCUGCCCUCAAAACAACCUGCACUUCACUCACAUAUACUAAGGGUCCGGCUCCGAGGCGCUGGUCGGCAGUCCGAACGGAGGGAGCGAGACCUCCAAGAGCAACGGCGGCGGUGGCGGGGGCGGCUCGCAAGGCACCCUGGCGUGCAGCGCCAGUGACCAGAUGCGUCGUUACCGCACCGCCUUCACCCGAGAGCAGAUUGCGCGGCUGGAGAAGGAAUUCUACCGGGAGAACUACGUAUCCAGGCCGCGGAGAUGCGAGCUGGCGGCCGCCCUAAACCUGCCGGAAACCACCAUCAAGGUAUGGUUCCAGAACCGGCGCAUGAAGGACAAGCGGCAGCGCCUGGCCAUGACGUGGCCGCACCCGGCGGACCCCGCCUUCUACACUUACAUGAUGAGCCAUGCGGCGGCCGCGGGCGGCCUGCCCUACCCCUUCCCGUCGCACCUGCCCCUGCCCUACUACUCGCCUGUGGGCCUGGGCGCCGCAUCUGCUGCCUCCGCCGCCGCCGCCUCGCCCUUCAGUGGCCCGCUGCGCCCGCUCGACACGUUCCGCGUGCUGUCGCAGCCCUACCCCCGGCCCGAACUGCUGUGCGCCUUCCGUCACCCGCCGCUCUAUCCCGGGCCCGCGCACGGACUGGGCGCCUCGGCCGGCGGCCCUUGCUCCUGCCUCGCCUGUCACAGCGGCCCGGCCAACGGGCUGGCACCCCGGGCUGCCGCCGCCUCGGACUUCACCUGUGCCUCCACCUCCCGCUCGGACUCCUUCCUCACCUUCGCGCCCUCGGUACUCAGCAAGGCCUCCUCCGUCGCGCUGGACCAGAGGGAGGAGGUCCCCCUCACUAGAUAAGGGGCCGCCGGCCGGCUGCCGGCUCCAGGACGCCCGUGGGGUCACCCCCCACCCCCGGGACUCAGCCUCUCGCUCCUCGCCCCUAGGACGCCAAGCGGGAAAGGAGAGGGCGGAAAAGGACCAGCGGGAUCCGGCCGCGAGAAUUGGAAAGCCUAGGAAGUGGCCGUGGCUGGCGCGUUUGGGGAGCAGGAGUGGGGAUAGGGAAGCAGAGGUUGAGAGACCUUCCUCCGGGGCGGCCUCCGGACCCACUGCCCCCUACCAGGGUCGAGGCUGUAGCUCCAAAGCUAAACAAAACUUAGCAGCAACAGCAAUCAAUAUCCGGCCCCUCGGCCCAUCACCCUCCAUCUCACACUCCCUUCUCACCGGGCCCCCUCUCCCCAGCCAAGGCCCAAGCACUGGAAAGGGAAAUUGCUGUCUGUCUGAACAAAAUGCUGUGUAUGCAGAGCAGGUAGAGAUUAAUCUUUGCCAACCUUUCCAAGGCAUGACAAGGGGCUGGUGGAUGGCAACAUACCAGUCAUUUGGAGGAGAGAGUGAGAGAUUAUUUACUACCGGGAAGAAUCCGGCCCCUUGGCAUGGAACCUGGAGCCUCGACUACACAGCAUCUUCUGGAUCUGGCAUCUGCCAGCACCAGAUCUCCUUCCUCAUUCCCAGCUUUGUGACACCUCUCAACUUGCAGCUCCAUCUCUCCCUGCCCCCACUUUUUUGUUGGCCAGGGAGGCUGCAGAUGCCCCAGGAGCCCUUUGCCGCUUCUAUGAGCCCAAGCCUUUUUUUCCCUGGGCCCAGUACACACCCUGAUUAGCAAGUGAUGUGUGCGAGGAGGGUUUGUGAAUGUUGAAUGUGUAAUAAUGAUCAACACGGAGCUGGCCACUGAGCCCAAAGCUGGAGCUGUUAACAAGGCGCCCAGGGAAGAGCUUAGGGAGUGAGAACUUCACCUCCCUCUCUCAGUAUCUGGCGGUAAAUUAGAGGCAAUUUUCAUCCUUUGCUUGUUCACCUUCACUUCACCAGGAGCUUUCUGGCCCUACCCUUUGCAUUGGGCAUUUUACAACUUUUUCUCAUUUUCUUCCCAAGCUACCACUGGAGCUUGACUUUCAGAUACCAGUGGGAGCCUUCUGCCGAUUCUGGGGACCCUGUCUGUACCCUCCACCAGGGUUUGUUUAGAGCCACUCCCAAAUCCUCUCUCCCACACUCAUCCUUUCAGCCAGUUUUUGAGGAAGAAGAGAACGUGUACACCCAAUGCAAGCUUCACCCUGACUGAGAGGGAGUAGUUCUUCCUGUAGGGAAUGAAUUUGGUUUGGUUUGGGGUUUUCCUUUGAAGCCCAAAGAACUUGCUGUUAUGAUUCGUUAACCAUAUUGCAAUAAAAGCUGGACAUAA
Molecule: messenger RNA, 3087 nt
Organism: Cercocebus atys (sooty mangabey)
Lineage: Eukaryota; Metazoa; Chordata; Mammalia; Primates; Cercopithecidae
Gene: EVX1
Product: even-skipped homeobox 1
Exons: 4
Coding region: 1035-1715 (226 amino acids)
Biological process (GO): regulation of transcription by RNA polymerase II
Cellular component (GO): nucleus
Molecular function (GO): DNA-binding transcription factor activity, RNA polymerase II-specific; RNA polymerase II cis-regulatory region sequence-specific DNA binding
Source: RefSeq, a predicted model, not a curated record